Molecule: messenger RNA, 822 nt
Organism: Vicia faba (fava bean)
Lineage: Eukaryota; Viridiplantae; Streptophyta; Magnoliopsida; Fabales; Fabaceae
Source: the annotation of a GenBank genome assembly
AUGAGUCUCCACACAACCAACAACAUACACUUAAUUGCUAGAAUGCAAAUAGGCACGGUGGUUCUGGCGGAGUUCAGUGCCGUCACCGGCAACACAGGCGCCGUCGCUCGUCGGUUACUCGAGAAGCUUCCUACCGAAUCGGAUUCCAGACUUUGCUUCUCUCAAGAUAGAUAUAUCUUCCACAUACUCCGAUCCGAUGGCCUCGCGUACCUUUGUAUGGCCAACGACACCUUCGGAAGACAAGAGGAUUAUAACAGAUUAAGACCUUUGAGUUAUCGUGGUGCCGAUGUUUUCAUUUUGGCUUUCUCCCUCAUUAGCAAAGCCAGUUAUGAAAAUGUUUCCAAAAAGUGGAUUCCAGAGUUGAAGCAUUAUGCACCUGGUGUUCCCAUUAUUCGGGAUGACAAGCAGUUCUUUGUUGACCAUCCUAAUUUAGAACUAUUUUUGACACGGGCAAUGGAGAAACUUGACAUUCAGAGAUAUACCAGGGAAGCUGGUUUGAGAAAUUUGACAAGUAUUUUAUAUCUGUGGAUUCCAGAGUUGAAGCAUUAUGCACCUGGUGUUCCCAUUAUUCUGGUUGGCACUAAGCUUGAUCUUCGGGAUGACAAGCAGUUCUUUGUUGACCAUCCUGGUGCUGUGCCCAUUACCACUGCUCAGGGAGAAGAGCUUAGGAAGCUGAUCAAUGCACCUGCUUAUAUUGAAUGCAGUUCUAAAUCACAGCAGAAUGUGAAAGCAGUCUUUGAUGCAGCCAUAAGAGUUGUCCUUCAACCACCAAAGCAAAAGAAAAAGAAGAGUAAAGCACAAAAGGCCUGUUCGAUAUUGUGA